AUGUACCGCAUUCGACGAGAUCUGCCACAACCCAAACAAUAUUACCAACCAGCUCACGUUCGAACAGCCAGGAAGCUGAACGAGUGGAAAAUCCACCGAACAAUACAUCGCCUGACCAUGUGGGUUCGUCAACACGGCCGAAUGGGAGGCGUCGAUAUCCCAUGGGGUGGGUACGACCUUCCCGUAAGUCGAGGCGGGGACGAGGGAGGGCUGCGAUUCCGUUUGGGGCCGGGAUUUAAGACAAGGGAAGCGAAGAGAAAAAUGGUCAACUGUGCAAUAUCGGGAAGUAUCCUUGCAAUUGUGUUGGCAGUUUACAUGACGCUUGCAUUGACGACAUCUAUCCGAGGACGCGAAUUUCACAUUUUCCUUAUUCUUAUAUUAAUGAUUCUUACGGUAUAUUUCUGCCAUUCGUUUGUGCGUCUAUUCAUGAUUGCCUCCAAACCUACGGCGGAUCAGGAGUCCUAUGACGGUAGAAGGGUGAGGUUUGGAGAAACGGACCACCCCAUCCGUGUAACGUUUGCGAGGGAUGAAGAGGUGGUUGAGAGCGAUAUGGAAACCAACCGCAAUGCCUCACUAGCUCCCCCGCCCCCUGCGUACGGCCUAUGGAGGGGAAGCAUGAGAAUAAACCCCAAUAUGAUCUACUGGCAACGAGUGAAUGGAACGGAUUCUGGAAGUGGGACCAGCUCAACUUCAACUGACGAGCCACGACCAGCAACGGCAAAUCGGCCGCCAAGCUAUGUUUCUGAUGACGGAGUUCGAUAUGUUCUUGACGUACAGCCGCGGUCUACUCAAAUGCCGCCACAUGGACAGGUUCCUGAGAUUCACGUGUCCGACCGGAGUUAUUAUAAUUGA
Molecule: messenger RNA, 852 nt
Organism: Uncinocarpus reesii 1704
Lineage: Eukaryota; Fungi; Ascomycota; Eurotiomycetes; Onygenales; Onygenaceae
Exons: 3
Coding region: 1-852 (283 amino acids)
Source: RefSeq, a predicted model, not a curated record